Messenger RNA from Parathielavia appendiculata, 4086 nucleotides. RefSeq lists its product as uncharacterized. The transcript has 2 exons. Lineage: Eukaryota; Fungi; Ascomycota; Sordariomycetes; Sordariales; Chaetomiaceae. The coding region runs from base 407 to 3805 and encodes 1132 amino acids. The record is from RefSeq and is a predicted model, not a curated record.
CUGAGCGCCGGAAACGGUGCAUGCGCUCGGGUUCAGCUCGGCGACUGUGCCGCGGAAAGGCGUGGGAUUGCACUCAUAAGGAAGGAGCACUGAGGAUCAUGCAGGCAGCUGCACCCCGAUCUCCCGCUGCGGUUCUUUGGGGGUUGAAUCGUUUGCUUCCGUCGUUGUUUCUUACUUCACUGCAUGUUUCUCGGUCUUUGCGCUCAAGCAUUCAGUUUGUCAUUCCCCGGUAGCCAGAAGUCCCAGCCCGCCCCCCAUCCAGCAUACCGGUCGACGCCUGUUGAUUUUUGGACGAAACUCCCAGUUAAUGGAUUGAAUGCGCUCUCAUACACACUGAACCAUGGCACCGUGCCUGGGCUCCGCAAUUGCAACCGUCGCCGGUGGCCGCGUAUAGGUAGAUCGGAACAUGGAUUUUCUUCCACACCCCACCUCCGGCGUUGAGCCCCUCGAUAUACCCUUCGUCGCCGACACGCCCUACGUCUUUGGCACCGAUUUCUGGGACUUCCCCAAGUUACACGGCUUUGGCGACCAAUGGGCCAGUCUGCCCUCUCCCCGCUUGGCUUCCCUAGCUCAGUCAUGGCUGUACUUUGGCACCAUCUCCGAGUUUCUGGGUAGGCCCAUUGACUAUCGCGAAUUUCAGGUCUCGCGGAGCGUCUCCGCAAAGCCCCUGCUCCCUCUGCUCAAUGAGUGGCUCGCCGCCCAUGCCAUCACAGCCCAGGGCUCGACGGCUCGAGAUGCACCCGAGACGGAGGACCAAAAGCAGGUGUUUUACGAGCACGCCAGGUUCCUCGACGCCGUCAGCCAGCUGGCCGAGGAUUUUGACAAGGUGUCACAGAGCCAUGUGAAGCCCACCCCGACCAUCAUCUUGUCUGUCAAGGUGCUCUGCAUUACAUUGAGGAGCGUGCUGUGGGAUCUAGCUCGCGGCGACCUGGACGAGUCUCUCCGCCCGUGGCCGUCACCUGUCACCCGCCUGUGCCGCGAAUUCGUGCCGGCGAGAGACACCCCCGGCAAGCAGACGCUCCCUCCCAGUGCGCAGUUGCUGUUAGAUGUGCUGCGCUUGCGCGGUUGGUGCCCGUUUUACGCGCGCAAGGCCCUCACUUCUUACAACUACGCGCUCGCCUAUUACUUCACUCGGCUCUUUCGAACCUACUCCCCCGGUCUGAGUCACCAGAGUUGCUCAGAUGAUGAGUGCGUCGCCAGCAAUGCCGACAUCUUCACUUACGUCCCGAAGCACGCCCGCCGGGGCUGUCUAUGCCAGCCCAAGUCAGCCCCGAUGGAUCAAAUCCGUGCUAUCAUCGAGGACGGCGGCGUCCCCCUGAUUCGGCUGAGGGGUUCUUCCAACUCGGGAGUCAGGAUGGAAGUCACCAGGAUGACUGCUUGGACCCGUUUCGUCGUAGUGUCCCACGUAUGGUCCGAAGGGAUCGGCAAUGCAAACACCAACGCGCUACCCGAAUGCCAGCUUCGGCGCCUCCAUGCGCACAUGAGCGAACUGAAGCCGUUGAGACGGACCGGCGACCGGGAUGCUGACUUUAACCUUCUGAGCUCCCUUGAUACGGGUUUCCAGUCGACAAGGGUGCGACGGCCGAGGUAUCUCUGGAUUGACGCUCUAUGCAUGCCUCCUGGGGGGCCAACUGCGUUCUUGAGACUCCGUGCCAUCAACAAACUGCCCGCCGUCUACCAAGCAGCUGAUCGAAUCUUGGCGUUGGACUCGACGAUGGAGCGGACAUCAGUAGUGGAUUCGGAUAGUCUCGAACAAUUUGCGAGGUUUGCUGUGAGCCCUUGGGUGGGGAGAUCCUGGACAUUUCAGGAGGCGGCGCUGGCCUCUGCGUGCGAGGUGCAGUGUUCUGAUGGCACUUUUGACGCCUUUUCACCGCAACCAAAGCAGAGGCUGGCCGCAGACACUGCAACUGCUAGGCGGAAACGACUCGCCUGGCUAGAGGCGCUCACUCGCCCUGCGGACUGGGCUGGGAGGAUGCUCUCUCAAAAACCGCGAACGGAGAUGAUGCAGUUAGCGCACGGCAGUUCCCCAAUGGGUGUCGACAUUAGCGCGUCGAUGGUCAAGAGCCUGACGCGGUCUCUCAGCGAAGAGUUUCGGUCGGCGUUUGCGAACGGAGUCAAGCCCAGCAGGGCUGCCCUUGGCAAAGGGAGACUGGCGCCCGACUUUUGCACGCUUUUUGUUCAGAUUUGGAAUGAACUGAGCAGGAGAGCGACGACGGUCCCAGGCGACAUGCACAUCAUCAUGGCCAACCUUCUUGGCUUCCAUUCGGGGCCACUUAUGCGACUCUCCAAGUCAGCAGAGCGCAUGUCAUGCAUCUUGCGGAGCAUGGACGGCAUCCCCGUCUCCUUACUAUUCAACCUGGAUGGGCCAAGGCAUAACCCAUCGAGGAACCAUCGUGACCGCUGGUUGCCCCUCUAUCCCUCGAGGCAGAAACUGACGUUUGGCUCGACGUUCACAAAUCUCCGAUCCAUCAAAGACGAUCUGUAUUUACCUAACAAUACCGUCAGCCGAAGGAAAAUCGCCGUUUUCGUGUGUACUGGCGAGGUCGACCCCUUUUCGAGCUGCACAUUCACAUUAUGGGAUGUCUCCUCAGCAGAGCGGUAUUCUGUUGUCAUCCACCGGCAAGAGGGGGAGAUGGAUGAAUUCGCGACACCGGACAUCGGUCCCUACUGCAUCGCCAUUCAGCUGGAAUCAGAACUCGGCCGGGUAUCGGACGGUCAUAUCGACGGUUUGGCCGCCGCCCCCAAGACCUUUGCCGGAGCACUGUUUCGCGUCCGGCGAGUCGUCUCCAACGUCAGAAAGCUUUAUCAUCACAACCUGGAAUCGGGCUACGAGAACUCGUUCGAGUUGGUCGAAGACGAGACAUAUGGCACAACCGACCUAGAGACAGCGAGCAAGCGAACAACAAGUUAUCUGGACGGUAACCUCGCGUCCGCCUUUGUGAACCACCACCGAGCAAUCCUACGCACCGUAUACGACUGUCCCCUGACAGUAUCCUGCGUCACCGGCAAAGGCGACUCCCUACAAUCCCCCUCAAAAUACAGCCCAACCCUUACCGCCCAACCACUCCCUGAAACCUGGCAACUGGUCAUCGAACGAGAGCCAGCAACCUACCUCUUCCCCCUCCCUACCCGAACCCCCUUCGCCGAAGCAAUCACGCCUGUAUCAGCUUACCUAGCCAUCACCGCCCUUGACGGGCUCGUCGCGUCGGGGUGUGUCGGCCUGGCGAUUGCGCUGUGCGCAACGAUGUUGUCUCGUCUCACACUCCUCGCGAAAGCCGCUGUCGUUGCCAAGUUGGGGCUGCACUCGGUGUUUCUGGUGCAAAUGUUCUUAUUUCCCGGGGUGGAGGUGAGACUGGUCUGGGAUGUGCUGCACCUGGCACUGGUAUCGCUGUAUACCUUCUCCCGGGUCGCCAUGGCUGGGGUCGGGCGGAUGGAUGUGCUCGACUGGUCGUUUAUUGCGUGGGCUUUUUUGGGGCAUGCGGUGGAUUUUGUCGGGAGGUUAGGGAUCCAGUGGGUUGUGGUGCCGAGGCUCUUUGAGAGGUAUCUGGGGAGCUUCGAUGGGGAUGCUUCUAAGGAAAACGACAUGAGGGACGGGGUCGGUGGGAUGAAGCGGAGUGGUAAGGGGUGGUGGUGGCAUCGGGCCUGGUUGAGACUCGGUUGGUCGUUUGGGUUGAGACGGCAGAAGGGGUAUUGGUAUCAUCAGGGACACGGUCGAGAGCAGCAUUUGAAGUACGGUAGGGAAGCGGUGCUUGUGAAUGGACAUGCGGAACAGCAUUUACUGGAGGAUAUGGAGCGACAGAUGUAGCUGUGCUGCAGACUUCUAUUAAUGAGAAAUCGAUAGCAUUGUCGGUUGAGGAUACCCAGGGUUGGAUGGCUUUGUAUCAUGGACGGAUAGGGGGUUUUGGCUCAGGAGUAUUUAUUUAGUGUCCUGUGCUUACUGUUCCCUGUAUAGUGGUUAUCUAUCGAGGAGAAGAUAGUGACGCUUGUGAGAGACAGGUGGCAUCAAGGCGAGGCACUGGGCACUGCAAAUGCCGACUCAAUUCUGCUAAUCGAAAGCUAAGGAAAGGAAGAGGAGAAUAUACAGGA